Molecule: messenger RNA, 2142 nt
Organism: Alternaria arbusti
Lineage: Eukaryota; Fungi; Ascomycota; Dothideomycetes; Pleosporales; Pleosporaceae
Exons: 4
Coding region: 1-2142 (713 amino acids)
Biological process (GO): transmembrane transport
Cellular component (GO): membrane
Molecular function (GO): myo-inositol:proton symporter activity
Source: RefSeq, a predicted model, not a curated record
AUGACUGAACCCCUUCAGCAAGCAACAGCUUUUGGAGGCACGGUAGGGAACCAAACCUUUGCGACGAAUCAACAGCGCUCAACAGGCGCAAGACAAACUAUAGAUAAUCCGUUCUUGACAUUCGAUGACACGAUUCCCGACCUGAAGACUCAACGUACCGAACUGGAAGAGUAUGUCUGGGAAUUCGCUUCGCUAGCCGGUCUCAAAGACCGCUAUGAGUUGCUUCGGUUUGGUGCUCGUCUCGCUCGAGACAAGUAUGAGGCUUUGAGGAAAUACGCGGAUGAGCUCACAGAUUCCGAGAAAGGGUUGUUGGAGAAGGAAAAGGAUGAGAGUACAGGCUUUUGGAAGCAGUCCAAAUUUCUCCGCGCGACAAUCAUGACCGCAAGUCUUGCCGGUAUGAUCCAGGGAUGGACGCAAAGCGCCAAUAACGGCACUGCUCAUGGCAUGCCAGAAGAGUUUAACCUCUGCUAUCGCAGGGAUCGCAUGGAGGAGGAGUGUCCUUCAUCCGAUCUUUGGACGUUUGGCAUGCUGAACGCUAUUCCGCUGCUUUCCGCGGGCCUCUUUGGUACCCUCCUCGCAGAUCCGCUACAGGAGAACUUCCUAGGGAGGCGAGGUAGUGUGAUGCUGUCUUGUGGCAUCACAAUAGCCUCGACAAUCGGUGCAUCACUUACGCACAACGUAGGCUCACUCGCAGCUUGCCGAGCUAUCAACGGAAUAGCUCUGGGUGCAAAAGCAUCGAUAGUUCCGAUAUAUGCGGCUGAAAUAUCACCAGAGCAUAUACGUGGCGCUGUUCUGGCGAACUGGCAGCUUGCUGAUGCAGCCGAAUCGCCUCGAUACCUGAUGAAGCAUGGAAAAUACUCCAAAGCACUCCAAGCCUUCGAACAGGUCCAAACCACUCGGUUGCUAGCAAGUCGCGAUUUCAUGUACGCGCAUGCUCAGCUGGAUUUCGAAAGCCGACUAUUGAAAGGAGAGACGAACGAGCUUGGCACCCUGGCCGAUCGCGUAGAUAUCAGCGCGCCGAGCUUGUCUGGAGAGCCAUAUCCGCCAGCAUCGAAUCGUAUACGUUUCGACAGGCCUUCUCCGCAGAGCGCGGUGUCGCCAGGUCGAUCGACCCAAGACCCCCACGUCGAGGCAAGAAAUUUGGGCACAACAACGGUACCGAGCAACGACCAAGACCAAAGCAGGCCACAGCCCGAGCAGAACGAGACUAGCAACAUCGAGCUUGCGACUUUGAACCGGACGUGGAGUGAUAUCUCAAGCCUAGGCUUCGACUUUGGAGUCAAGCGAACGAAGAAGAAUAAUCCAUAUUCUUACAACAUCGGUGUCAACGGCUACUACAAGCGUCUGAGGGAGUUAUGGUCCAACAAGCGGUGUCGACGAGCAUUGCUGUGCGCUUCCGUAUCCAUGAUCACCCAGACCCUGACGGGCGUCAACACGAUCGCCUUCUUAGGCACGAUAGUGUGGCCCAACUCCGGAACAAACAGUGAUCGUACAUCCGCGAUAAUAGGUCUGGCCUUUGGAGCAGCGAAUUACAUGUUCGGGCUUCCUGCUUAUUGGUCUUCGGAUCGAUUGGGACGUUCCGUCAUGCUUUUGCUCGGCCUGCCAAACAUGGCAUGGUCAAUCCUAGUCUUUGCCUUCCUCUUCAAAAUCACCGACACGUCCGUCCAGAUACCAUUGGUCAGCAUCUUCGCGGUCAUCUUCGUUGCCUUUUAUGCCCCAACAGCCGGUACGUCUCCGUUCUCGAUCGCAGCAGAGGUCUUUCCUCUCGUAUCGAGGGAGGCUGGCAUGGCUGUUUCCGUCGCGGUCAACCUUCUGGGUGCUGGCGUAUUGGUACUAGUCUUCCCAUUCCUGCAGGACAGCAUUCGGCCGACAGCUGCAUUCUCUAUCUUCGCAGGUUUGAAUAUGGUGGCGUUUGUGCUAGUGUAUUUGUUCGUUCCGGAGACGAGAAUGCGGACUCUCGAAGAGCUGCAGUAUACGUUCGAUUUACCAACGGGAUGGCAUGUCGCGUAUCGAGUGGGGUACAUACGACAGCAUGUCUGGGCGAAUUGGUGGAAAUACUUGACGCGCAAGGAGGUUCAGCCGCCGGUUCCGUUCUACGAAUGGGCGCGAGAGACGUAUAGAGAGAUGGAAGGUGCCAGCUGA